This is a messenger RNA of Sclerotinia sclerotiorum 1980 UF-70, 546 nucleotides long. RefSeq lists its product as hypothetical. The record is from RefSeq and is a predicted model, not a curated record. The coding region runs from base 1 to 546 and encodes 181 amino acids. Lineage: Eukaryota; Fungi; Ascomycota; Leotiomycetes; Helotiales; Sclerotiniaceae. The transcript is spliced from 2 exons. Gene Ontology annotation, cellular component: intracellular anatomical structure.
AUGUUUCCCAAAUUCGUUCUUCUCAUCUCCCUAUUAUUAGCCAUAGAAGCCCUUGCAAAGACUCGGGGCCCAUCUGAUGGAAUCUUUCAGGGCAUAUCACCACGCGGUGAGAACCAUUCUGCACAAGAUGUCAUCAACCAGCUAGGACUGGCGCCGAGCGCGGAGAAGGGGUAUUAUUUAGAGACUUUUCGCGACCCAGCGCUGUAUGGCAACCGGUCUGUUAGCACCGCAAUCUAUUACCUAUUGGAGGGCGCCGUUGGAAAAUCAUAUUGGCACCAGGUCGACGCGUCUGAAGUCUGGCACUAUUACGCUGGGGCGCCGUUAUCACUUUACUUGUCUCUGGACAACGGUCAGCCAGUGAGGGAAUAUGUUUUGGGUCCAGAUAUCUUUCGCAAUCAAACACCACAGGUGGUGAUUGCUGCGCAUGAAUGGCAGCAGGCGUUAAGUCGCGGGAAGUGGACUCUAGUAGGAACGACAGUGGCUCCUGCGUUCACAGAUUCUGGUUUUGAGUUAGCACCUCCUGGUUGGCAGCCGAACGGUGCCUAA